AUGCAAAUCCAUACGGCGGACCGCACCCGGAACGCACAAGUUCUGCGGGUAAUUAAAGACGCGCCCCACUCGUGUCGGGUCACAGUCGACGCCGGCAAAAACGGCGACACCGUUAAUCCACCGCGCGUCCCCGGCAGACAUCAAAGGGAAUUCCGAACGAACCUAUUUGGCCGGCGCACGCAAAUUGUGCCCGCGCUUUUUCGACGAGCCCACCGUCGAAAUUCCCUCAUGGACAAUGCAACGUGGGGCGCACGAAAUGAUCCGUGGAUACUGAACCUUCGCCCUGCUUUGCCAAAGCCAAUUAGCAACGCUGUGACUAAACCAUCAAAACAUUACAGCAUCAUCAUCAGCCGGAAGAUAUCCACUGUGAACAAAGGCCUCCCACUUAGGACGCCACAACGUACAAGACUACCAAUCCACGCACAU
Messenger RNA from Iphiclides podalirius (scarce swallowtail), 426 nucleotides. NCBI's taxonomy places the organism in Eukaryota, Metazoa, Arthropoda, Insecta, Lepidoptera, Papilionidae. The record is from the annotation of a GenBank genome assembly.